This is a messenger RNA of Sorex fumeus (smoky shrew), 3605 nucleotides long. It is a transcript of the gene AHI1, whose product is annotated as Abelson helper integration site 1. The coding region runs from base 104 to 3592 and encodes 1162 amino acids. NCBI's taxonomy places the organism in Eukaryota, Metazoa, Chordata, Mammalia, Eulipotyphla, Soricidae. Gene Ontology annotation, cellular component: ciliary basal body. The transcript has 25 exons. Gene Ontology annotation, molecular function: protein binding. The record is from RefSeq and is a predicted model, not a curated record. Gene Ontology annotation, biological process: motile cilium assembly.
ACAAUACUGUGGUUUGGACACCUUUCCUCAUCUUUAAAUGAAAUUGGAUCCUGAUUGAGUCAAUCGUUUACAUUAUUGUUCAGUGUUCUCGUAAAGCGGAGCUAUGCCCACUGUUGAAAGUGAAGCCAAAAUGAAAACCAAAGUUCGCUUUGAGGAAUUGCUUAAGUCUCACGGUGAUCUAAUAUAUGAAAAGAAAAAGCUGAAGAAAAAAGAAAAAUCUGGAGAAAAAAUAUCAUUUGAUACCUUUCAAAGCAAUCUUCAGAAUAUUAAAGAAGCUAAAAGUGAUGACUUUCAUGCUCCUGACUCUAAUAAUGAAAAGAGCACACGAAUCACUAAAAAUAAACUAAAAAGCAAACAAUUAACAGCUGAAAGCCAAGAUGAUGAUGUUAGUGCAGAAGACAAGCAAGAAAAGAGGAAUAAAAAGGUUAUCAAAACAGUGUUUCAGAUGAGUGCACAAGAAAUGGAACUGGAGAUGUCUGAGAAGAAAGUGGAUUCCACACAUCAGAAAACACGAACAAAAUCACAGCCAGAUGUUGCUCAACAGAAAAGUGAGAAUGCAAAUGAAGAAAGGGAAAAUAAUUUAGAUGAAGAAGAAGAAAUGCUGCAAUUGUACCAGCUCAAAGUAGCUGAAGAAAUGGCAAAGGAGAUUAAGAAGAAAAUAAGAAAGAAACUCAAAGAACAGUUGGCGUAUUUUCCCUCAGAUACUUCAUUGAAUGAUAAUAAGUUGAGCAAUGAAAAAAGGAAGAAGAAAAAGAAAAAGAAAAUUCCAGUCCUGUCUGAAGCUGAAACAAGUGCAUCACUCGUAUCUAAUGACACAGUUGAAGGUGAGCAAAAGAAACAAUCUGUCAUAGGAGUUAUUACUUCAGAAUCUCAUCAAGAAGAUGAAAUAAACUCAGUAGAACAGAGUGUUGAAGAGAGCAUGCAAGAUGACACAAGAUCCAAGCCAAAAAAGAAGAAAAAGAAGGCUAAAGCAGCUUUAGAUGCUAAUGAAGAUGCUGAUGGUGAUGGCUUUCAUGAAGAAAUGAGCCAAGAUAGUCCAGUUUCUCCUAAAUAUUCACUUGAUGAUGACCUUGUUCUCGGAGUUUAUAUUCAUCGAACAGAUCGGCUUAAGUCAGAUUUUUUGAUUUCUCAUCCAAUGGUAAAAAUUCAUGUGGUUGAUGUGAAUACAGGUCAAUAUGUCAAGAAAGAUGAAAGUGAACGGCCUGUUUCAUCUUACUAUGAAAAAGAGAGUGUGGAUUAUAUUCUUCCUAUUAUGACCCAGCCAUAUGAUUUUAAACAGUUGAAGUCAAGGCUUCCAGAGUGGGAAGAACAAAUUAUAUUUAAUGAAAACUUUACUUAUUUAAUUAGAGAUUCUGAUGAGAGCCCCAAAGUCAUCCUUUUCUUUGAGAUUCUUGAUUUCUUAAGCAUGGAUGAAAUUAGGAAUCACUCUGAGGUUAGAAACCAAGAAUGUGGCUUUCGGAAAAUUGCUUGGGCGUUUCUCAAGCUUCUAGGAGCCAAUGGAAAUGUAAACAUCAAUUCAAAACUCCGUUUGCAGCUGUUUUACCCACCUCCUAAGCCUAGAUCCCAAUCAAGUGUUGUUGAGGUUUUUGACUGGUGGUCAAAAUGUUCAAGAAAUCGUUACCCUUCAACACUGUAUGUAACAGUAAGAGGACUCAAAGUUCCAGAAUGUAUAAAACCAUCUUACCGGUCUAUGAUGGCUCUUCAGGAAGAAACAGGAAACUCAGGACACUGUGAACGUCUCCGUGAGUCAAAUUCAGUAGUCUUAGAACCUGGAUUAGAAGAUUCAAAGGAAGUAGUAGAGUGGAAGCGAUUGCCUGGACAGACUUGUCGUAUCCCCAACAAGCACCUUUUUUCACUAAAGGCAGGAGAACGAGGAUGUUUUUGUCUUGCAUUCUCCCACAAUGGAAGAAUAUUAGCAUCGGCCUGUGCCAGCCGGGAUGGAUAUCCAAUUAUUUUGUAUGAAAUACCUUCUGGACGUUUCAUGAGAGAAUUGUGUGGUCACCUCAAUAUCAUUUAUGAUCUUUGCUGGUCAAAAGAUGAUCGCUAUAUCCUUACUGCAUCAUCUGAUGGCACUGCCAGGAUAUGGAAAAAUGAAUUAAAUAAUAUAAAUACCUUCAGAGUUCUACCUCAUCCUUCUUUUGUUUACACGGCUAAAUUCCAUCCAGCUGUAAAAGACCUGAUAGUUACAGGAUGCUAUGAUUCUGUUAUACGGAUAUGGAAAGUUGAUGUAAAAGAGGAUCCUGCGAUACUGCUUCGACAAUUUGACACUCACAAGAGUUUCAUCAACUCACUCUGUUUUGAUAUUGAUGGUCAUCAUAUGUACUCAGGAGAUUGCACAGGAGUGAUUAUUGUUUGGAAUACCAAUGUCAAAGUUAAUGAUGUGCAGCAUUCAGUGCGUCACUGGACUAUAAAUAAGGAAAUUAAAGAAAGUGAAUUUAAGGGAAUUCCAAUAAAUUAUUUGGAGGUUCAUCCCAAUGGAAAACGCCUAUUAAUCCAUACCAAAGAUAGUACUUUGAGAAUUAUGGAUCUCAGACUAUUAGCAGCAAGAAAAUUUGUAGGUGCAGCAAACUACCGGGAGAAAAUUCACAGUACUCUGACACCAUGUGGGACUCUUCUGUUUUCUGGAAGUGAAGAUGGUAUAGUAUAUGUUUGGAAUCCAGAAACAGGAGAGCAAGUAGCCAUGUAUUCUGACUUGCCAGUCAAGUCACCCAUUCGUGACAUUUCCUAUCAUCCACUUGAAAAUAUGGUUGCAUUUUGUGCAUUUGGACAGAAUGAGCCUAUUCUUCUAUAUAUUUAUGAUUUCCAUGUUGCCCAGCAGGAGGCUGAAAUAUUCAAAUGCUACAGUGGAACGUUUCCAUUACCUUGUAUACACCAAAUGCAAGAUGCUCUGUGUACCUGUCCUAAACUGCCUCAUCAAGGCUUUUCUCCAGUAGAUGACUAUGCCCACACUGAAAAUUCUUCACUGAAGAUGCAGCAAGUGAAACAGACACUUGAUUCUGUCACGGUCAACAGAAAUCCCUCGUUUACUUCAACAUCAGCCUUCUCACAACACUCUAAAUUAAAACAGUCAAACAUGCUGGCAUCUCAUCAGAUUAUACAUCAUUUCGGUUUCACUCAGACUGGGAAUAUCAGCACGCAGAGAAGAUCUUGUAACUCUCAUAUAGAUACAGCACCGACGGUAGUGGCUCUUUAUGACUACACAGCAAAUCGAUCAGAUGAACUAACCAUCCAUCGCGGAGACAUUAUCCGAGUGUUUUUCAAAGAUAAUGAAGACUGGUGGUACGGCAGCAUAGGGAAGGGACAGGAAGGUUACUUUCCAGCUAAUCAUGUGGCUAGUGAAACACUAUAUCAAGAACUGCCUCCAGAGAUAAAGGAUCGAUCCUCACUUUCAACACCCAAGACAAAAAACAAAAUAGAAAAAGCUUUCUUAGCUUCUCCAAAGUCAGUCAUCAAGGCCAAGUCCCAGGAUUCCAGACUGGGUACCGAGUCUGUGAAGUAUUCUGAAGUGAGCAAAAAACAGAGCUGUGAGCACCAUGACAAGCAGGUGAAGAAGAAUGAGCAAAACAGCCGAAAGAUUACCCUAAUAGAGUAAAGAAUUGUAAAAA